AUGUCCGAUUUUAGAAACUUAUUUAUAGUAUUUUUAUUUUACAUCUCUAAUUUAUUAGUUAAAAAUGUGUUAUGUGCUGUUGGAUUAUUGGCGAAUGGUUCUAUUUCUUUGGAUUUGGAUUUGGGAUCUUUAGAUCUAGAAAAGAUCAACAUAAUCAAGUCAUUAGAUAAGCCUGAUAGAUAUAAAAUUAAUGCAAAAGAAGGAGUCCUAAUUAAUUCAAUACGUUUAUUAAAUAAUGUUCUAUGGACACAAGUUGGUGUUAGUACUUGUCAGGAUCUAAUUAUUUACGAUUUCGCAGGCACAGAGCUUGUGGUUUCAAUUGUAAUAAACAAUGGAGGUAUAAAAAACGUUUACUACACCAAGAAAUUUCAAGAUGGGUAUAGUUUUAUAAGGUUGCCAAGUUUUUUAACUCUCAUCCAUGAUGAGUUUAAGCCAAAGGGUUAUUUAAUUCCCGAAGUUUUAGAUCUUUCAGAUGAAUUCCACAAAGUGUUUUUUGAUUACACAAUUAUGAUGAUGGCUGAUUUGAUAUAUGAAAAAUAUAAACCUAGCAAUAAUUCGGGUUUUGGUCAUUUAAUGGAUGGCUUGAAAACUAUUUGGAUCAAUGAUGAUAAUGAUUCAAAAGGUAAAGUGGCCUCGUGCAUCGAGAUUUUUGAUAAGCAAGAAAGAAUUAAGAUGUUGAAAAUUACUCUACAAGAUUUAAAUGAGUUACAUUUCAUAUGGAAAGAUGGCAUGUGGACCCCUCUUUUGGGUCUUGGCUUCAAAACAAACUACAAAAGAUUAGGCUUUAAAAGGCUUUUUGAAGCUAGAUCGGAAAGUGAAGGAAAAGAAAAGGAUUUAGAUCCGCUACCAAAAAUUUUAGAUCUUAAUAAAAAGAAUGAUUCUUUCUCUUAUUCUUCUUAUACAUUUUUGAAUAUGAAUUUUUUAGUUAUCAGGCCAUUGUUCGAAUUUUUGACUAAAAAAAUAGUUCAUGACGAUAAAGAAAUUUAUGGUAAUAAUUUAUGCAAAUUUAUUCUGACAAUAAUUAGAACAUCUGAACCUGUGAGAUUUUUUGUUUCAAUUAGCGUCAAUGAGACAUCAUUUACUGGGGAUGAUAUCUAUUUCGAGAGGAGUGAAUCCGAUGGAGAAUGGAAACGAGUUAAUCAAUUUACGGCUCUAGCUUGUAUUCAAAAGUGUAUAGUCGAGUCUACUGAUGUCCAUUACCUUAAAUCAGCUGAUUUGUAUGGAAUUUAUUCAGGUGCCAAAGUUAAUGAUUUACCCUCCAAAGUUAAAUCCAAACUCACUGGUCAAGAUUAUACUCCAACUCCCACAACUACCCCAAUUCCCCAAACUCCAACGGCUCCAACAACGACUGGAUCUUUACCGACAUUUCCGCCUAGUUCAACUGUUUCUACGCCACCUCCCACUUCCUCCACUGCGCUACCUUCAUCUCUUGUUUCAUCUCAAACCAGUCAAACCAGUCCUCGUACAUCUAGUCCCAUGCCAGCAACACCUUCAUUACCUCUUCCAGAUAAAGUGUCGACUACAAAGGCAACUUCAUCGUCACACAUUCCCAAAAAAUCUAGUACCUUCAUUACCAAACCACCUUCACCUGCUCACUUGUCCGGGAGUUCUUCCUCCAGGAGAGAUUCUCGGACUAAGGACGAAACUAUGGGUACUGCAACACCUAGUGAACCAAGGCAUAGAAAACGCUCUAAAUCAAAACGUGUCAAACCCCCUCACGAUCAUAGGUCUCCCAGACCUAGAUUUAGUGAUCAUUCGCCUACAUACACUGAAUACACACCUACUUCAUCAAAGGAACUUACUCAUAGCGAAACUCAUGAACCUAGCAGUGAAACUGGAUCACACCGUUCUCUUUCAAAAGAGAGCAUUCACACUCCAGAAACCAAGGAACCAGUUAUUACUCCUGAGCAUUUAGAACAAAUGAAACAGGACAUUAUUUCACGGGUUGUCGAAAUUAUCAGGUCUGAAUUUUUCACCAAUACCAUUGCUAUUACUUCAUUAACAUUAUUACCUACUUUGUUAAUUUAG
This is a messenger RNA of Theileria annulata, 2028 nucleotides long. RefSeq lists its product as uncharacterized. The record is from RefSeq and is a predicted model, not a curated record. The transcript has a single exon. Lineage: Eukaryota; Apicomplexa; Aconoidasida; Piroplasmida; Theileriidae. Bases 1 to 2028 code for a protein of 675 amino acids.